Molecule: messenger RNA, 3765 nt
Organism: Aspergillus vadensis CBS 113365
Lineage: Eukaryota; Fungi; Ascomycota; Eurotiomycetes; Eurotiales; Aspergillaceae
Product: indolepyruvate decarboxylase family protein
Exons: 4
Coding region: 1-3765 (1254 amino acids)
Biological process (GO): fatty acid alpha-oxidation
Cellular component (GO): peroxisome
Molecular function (GO): protein binding; thiamine pyrophosphate binding; catalytic activity
Source: RefSeq, a predicted model, not a curated record
AUGUCCUUCCUUGGUGGCGCCGAGUGCUCGACGGCAGGCAAUCCGUUGACUCAGUUCACCAAGCACGUCCAAGAUGAUAAGUCCCUACAGAGAGAUCGCCUCGUGGGGCGGGGUCCCGGAGGCAUGCAAGAAGGCAUGCGAUCCCGGGGUAUGAUGGGAGGACAAGAUCAGAUGAUGGACGAAUUCGCCCAACAACCCGGCCAAAUUCCCGGUGCUCCCCCGCAACCAUUCGCCAUGGAGCAGCUGCGACGUGAGCUAGAUCAGUUCCAGACCACACCUCCCCGGACGGGCUCCCCCGGGUGGGCUGCCGAGUUCGAUGCAGGCGAGCAUGCCCGCAUGGAGGCUGCAUUCACCGGGCCGCAAGGUCCCAUGAUGAACAAUGCGUCGGGAUUUACGCCCGCGGAAUUUGCCCGAUUCCAGCAGCAGAGCCGGGCUGGCAUGCCUCAGACGGCUAACCCUGUGGCGUCUGCCCCGUCGCCGAUGAUGGCAGGGUACCAGCGGCCCAUGGGUAUGGGCGGGUAUAUGGGCAUGGGUGGAAUGGGGAUGAUGCCGCAGACUUUUAACCCUAUGGCGAUGCAGCAGCAGCCAGCGGAGGCGACUACACAGGAUAAAGGCAAGGGACGGAUGGUGGAGCUGGAUGACGAGAACUGGGAGGCACAGUUUGCGGAGAUGGAGACGGCGGAUACUCAGAAAUUGGACGAUGAGGCCAACGCAGCUGUGGAGGCAGAGCUGAAUGAUCUGGACAGGUCAGUCCCCCAAGAAUCAGGCGAUAGUGCCUUUGAAAGCGUGUGGCAACGGGUCCAGGCUGAGACCGCAACCAACAGGAAACUGGCCGAGGGCGAGACCGACUUUAACAUUGACGACAACCUGCAUAUGGGUGAGAUGGGCGAAUGGGACGGAUUCGAUACGCUUAACACGCGCUUCCGCAACCCCCAACUAGGCGAUUAUAUGUUCGAAGAAGAUAACGUGUUCCGGAGCGUGAACAAUCCCUUCGAAGAGGGAGUGAAGAUUAUGCGCGAGGGUGGAAACCUUUCUUUGGCUGCUUUGGCUUUCGAGGCGGCAGUCCAGAAAGAUCCCCAACAUGUCCAGGCCUGGACCAUGCUGGGAUCGGCCCAGGCGCAGAAUGAGAAGGAACUUCCGGCCAUCAGGGCGCUGGAACAGGCACUGAAGAUCGAUGCUAACAACCUGGAUGCGCUGAUGGGACUGGCUGUUUCCUACACCAAUGAGGGCUAUGACUCGACAUCGUACCGCACUCUGGAGCGCUGGCUGUCCGUCAAGUACCCCCAGAUCAUCAACCCCAAUGAUGUUUCAUCGGAUGCCGACCUGGGCUUUACGGACCGUCAGCUCCUGCACGACCGUGUCACCGACCUCUUCAUCCAGGCUGCUCAGCUGUCGCCUUCGGGUGAGCAAAUGGACCCGGACGUCCAGGUCGGUCUGGGAGUUCUCUUCUACUGCGCGGAGGAGUACGACAAGGCGGUUGAUUGCUUCUCUGCUGCAUUGGCAUCCACGGAAUCUGGAACCUCGAACCAACAGGAGCAGCUCCACUUGUUGUGGAACCGUCUGGGUGCUACGCUCGCCAACUCGGGUCGCUCCGAGGAGGCGAUCGAGGCCUACGAGCAAGCGCUGAACAUCAACCCCAACUUCGUCCGGGCGCGGUACAACCUUGGUGUGUCGUGCAUCAACAUCGGCUGCUACCCAGAAGCUGCGCAACACCUGCUGGGAGCACUGUCGAUGCACCGGGUGGUUGAGCAGGAAGGUCGAGAGCGGGCGCGUGAGAUUGUCGGUGGCGAGGGUGGCAUUGACGACGAGCAGCUGGAUCGCAUGAUCCAUGUUAGCCAGAACCAGAGCACCAACCUGUACGACACGCUGCGGCGAAUUUCACUGUAUACUAUGGCCGUGGUCACCGGCGCUCAACUGAUCGCCCGAUCGCUGCGCGAUCUAGGCGUAACCGUCAUCUUCGGCAUUGUCGGCAUCCCUGUGGUCGAGAUCGCCGAAGAGGCCAUCAACCUGGGCAUUCGAUUCGUGGCAUUUCGCAACGAACAGGCCUGUAGCUAUGCUGCCAGUGUCUACGGAUACAUGACAGGCCGACCGGGCGUCUGUCUAGUUGUCGGAGGGCCGGGAGUUCUCCACGCGCUGGCCGGGAUAGGAAACUCCUCUGCAAACAACUUCCCAUUGCUAGUUCUCGCCGGCUCUGCUGAGACCACCGGUGUCACCAAAGGCGCUUUUCAGGAAUUGGACGCCAUCUCCUUGCUCACCCCCCACACCAAGCUCGCUGUCCGCGCCUCCUCCCUCGACUUCAUCCCCGGCGCCGUCAAGAAUGCCUAUCGCACAUGCUGGUACGGUCGUCCAGGCCCGACCUUCGUCGACCUCCCCGCCGACAUCAUCCAAGGCAAAUCCUCCCCUGGAUACCGUCUCCCGCAGCCCGAGACCCUGCUUGUCCCCUCGCCGCCAAAGGCGAGCGGAGACCCAGCCCUGAUCCUCAAGGCAGCGCAGCUGCUCCGCACUGCUCGCUCCCCACUCCUAGUGAUAGGCAAAGGCGCCGCAUACGCGCGCGCAGAGCUCGGAAUUAACCAGCUCGUGGAUCAAACCCAGAUCCCAUUCCUACCGACACCAAUGGGCAAGGGCGUUGUGCCGGACUCGCAUCCCUUGAACGCAUCCAGCGCGCGUAGCGCAGCCCUAAAGCACGCCGACGUUGUCCUGAUCCUCGGCGCCCGUCUGAACUGGAUCCUCCACUACGGCGAAGCACCCAAAUGGAAUCCAACGGCCAGGAUCAUCCAGGUAGACAUAUGCGCCGAAGAGAUCGGCCGCAACGCCGGAACAGCCGAGCUAGGAAUCCUAGGAGACAUCGGACUAGUCGUAGACCAACUCCUCUCCUCGCUUUCCAACUGGAAAUACUCACCUACUCCCUCCCAAUCAUCAUCGUCUAAUAAACCCAACGGAACCUUCACAUCCAUCCUAACCACCUCCGCGAACCGCAACGAACUCAAAGCCCAAACCGCCGCCCUCCGUCCCACCCCGCCAAACACCCCCCUCACCUACCAGCGCGCCUACCACAUCAUCAAAUCGACCCUCAACACCCUCUCCCCCUUCGAACAAGGCAACAUCAUCUACGUCUCCGAAGGCGCCAACACAAUGGACAUAUCCCGCUCCAUCUUCCCACUCAACCAUCCCCGCCAACGCCUCGACGCAGGCACCUACGCCACAAUGGGCGUGGGGAUGGGCUACAUCGUUGCAGCGCAUGAAGCAUACAACGCUCUCCCAUACACCACCUCCACCAAGCAAAAGAAAAUAGUAGCCUUCGAAGGCGACAGCGCCUUUGGCUUCAGUGCCAUGGAAAUCGAAACCCUAGCGCGGUACCGCAUCCCGGCACUCAUCUACGUGGUUAAUAACUCAGGCAUAUAUCAUGGCGACUCGGUGAGUGAGGAUGAUUGGAGGGUAUUGCAGGGUCAGACGGUGGGGAAUGAUACGAAAGCUUCUGAGAGUGCUGCUGGAGGUGAGGGAAAGAAGAAGGGCCUGCGCUCGACGAGUCUGCUCUAUGAAACAAGGUAUGAGAUGUUGGCGACGAUGUGUGGUGGGAAGGGGUUCUUUGUUAGGACUGAAGAGGAGUUGGAGAGAGCGACGAGAGAAGGGUUCGAGAGUGAGUGUGUGACUGUCGUCAAUGUUAUUGUUGAGCCGGGGAUUGGCAAGGAGAUUGGGUUUGCGUGGCAGGGGAAGGCGAAGGGAGAUGGUUCUAGUAGUGGUGGUGGGAGGGAGGUCAAGUUGUAG